AACAUUGGUGUGUUGGAUAUGCUCUAAGCCGCCAAUGUUAUCAAUGCCAAGUCUAACCCAAACCACCUUAGUUCUCCCAGUCCUACCCAAGGCCAACCCCACCACCACCACCACACUUCUCACGGCUCUCUCUUCCUCCACCACCAUCGCUCACCUCAAACAAGUCCACGCCCAAAUCCUCCGCUCCAAACUCGACCGUUCCAACUCACUCCUUCUCAAGCUCGUACUGGCCUCCUGCGUUAUCUCCCCCAGCCUCGACUAUGCUCUCUCCGUCUUCACUCAUGUCUCCAAUCCCGAUGCCCUUUUGUCUAACAAGUUCUUGCGUGAGUUUUCUACCCGUGCUGGUGCCUCCGCGGAGAAGACCCUUUUGGUGUAUGAGAAGAUGCGGAAGGAUGGAGUAGGAGUGGACCGUUUCAGCUUUCCGGCUAUCUUGAAGGCAGCGUCGAAAGCUUCGGCUUUGGCUGAGGGAAUGGAGAUUCAUGGACUCGCUUUGAAGUUGGGAUUCUGUACGGACCCGUUUGUUGAUACGGGGUUGGUUCGAAUGUAUGCGUCUUGCGGGGGAGUAAUGGAGGCUCGCUUGGUGUUCGAUAAAAUGUCUAGGCGAGAUAUUGUCGCUUGGAGCAUUAUGAUUGAUGGGUACUGCCAGAGUGGUCUUUUUGACAAAGUUUUUGUUCUCUAUGAAGAGAUGAAGUACUCUGAUAUCAAGCCAGAUCGUAUGAUACUUUCGACCAUUCUUUCCGCAUGUGGCCGAGCUGGAAAUUUAACCUAUGGGAAAGCCAUCCAUGACUUCAUCAUUGACAAUAAUAUUGCUGUUGAUUCUCGUUUACAAAGCUCUCUUGUUGCCAUGUAUGCAAGUUGUGGCUCCAUGGAUUUGGCCAAAAAAAUGUUUGGCAUGAUGUCAUCCAAAAACUUAGUUGUUUCAACUGCCAUGAUUUCUGGAUAUUCAAAACUUGGGCAGCUUCAAGAUGCUCGAUUGACAUUUGACCAAAUGGCUGAGAAAGACGUGGUCGCUUGGAGUGCCAUGAUUUCUGCUUAUGCCGAGAGUGAUUGGCCUCAAGAGGCGCUUAGGCUGUUCAAUGAAAUGCAACAGUUGGGAGUAAGUCCUGACUACGUAACAAUGUUGAGUGUCAUUUCAGCUUGUGCUCAUCUUGGGGCAUUGGAUAAGGCAAAUUGGAUCCAUAUUUAUGUCAAUAGGAAUGGCUUUGGAAGCACUUUAUCUGUUAAUAAUGCUCUUAUUGAUAUGUAUGCCAAAUGUGGGAGCUUGGGAAGAGCAAGGGAGGUAUUUGAGAAGAUGCCAAGAAAAAAUGUGAUAUCUUGGACCAGUAUGAUUAAUGCCUGUGCAAUGCAUGGUGAUGCCGUCAAUGCUCUAAGUUUCUUCAAUAAAAUGAAAGAGAGAAAUGUUCAACCCAAUGGUGUCACAUUUGUGGGUUUGCUUUAUGCUUGCAGCCAUGCAGGGUUGGUUGAUGAGGGUAAAAAGCUUUUCGCUUCAAUGAUUGAUGAAUACAACAUUGCUCCUAAACAUGAGCAUUAUGGUUGCAUGGUUGAUCUUUUUGGCCGUGCCAAUCUCUUGAGAGAAGCUCUUGAGGUUGUAGAGACUAUGCCCAUGGCUCCCAACGUUGUCAUCUGGGGGUCUUUGAUGGCAGCUUGUCGGAACUAUGGAGAGAGCCAGUUAGGAGAAUUUGCUGCGAAACGCCUUCUUGAGAUGGAACCUGACCAUGAUGGGGCCCUUGUUGUCUUAUCAAACAUUUAUGCCAAAGAAAGAAGAUGGGAUGAUGUUGGGAAGGUGAGAAAUCUAAUGGAAAACAGUGGCAUAUUUAAGGAGAGGGGGUUUAGUAGAAUCGAAUUAAACGACGAAGUCCAUGAGUUUUUUAUGGCAGAUAAAAGACACAAACAAACAGAUGAGAUCUACGAGAACUUAAGCAGGGUAGUUAAUGAGUUGAAACUGGUUGGUUAUGCUCCAAAUACAAGUAGUGUUUUGGUUGAUCUAGAAGAGGAAGAAAAGAAAGAAGUGGUUCUCUGGCACAGUGAGAAGUUGGCACUUUCUCUUGGGUUGUUGAUAAGCAAAAGUAAAGUUUCAUGCAUUCGCAUAGUUAAAAAUCUCAGAAUUUGUGAGGACUGCCACACUUUCAUGAAGCUGUCCUCAAAGGUGUAUGAGAGAGAGAUUCUCGUAAGAGAUAGAACUAGAUUUCAUCAUUUCAAAGACGGUCUCUGCUCUUGUAAAGACUUUUGGUAACUGUAUAAAUUGGUUGAACUAGCAUUUAUACCAUAAUUUAAUUGUUCUCUUCUCAA
Molecule: messenger RNA, 2289 nt
Organism: Cannabis sativa
Lineage: Eukaryota; Viridiplantae; Streptophyta; Magnoliopsida; Rosales; Cannabaceae
Product: pentatricopeptide repeat-containing protein At4g14820
Exons: 2
Coding region: 35-2233 (732 amino acids)
Biological process (GO): RNA modification
Molecular function (GO): zinc ion binding; RNA binding; protein binding
Source: RefSeq, a predicted model, not a curated record